Molecule: messenger RNA, 3746 nt
Organism: Morone saxatilis (striped sea-bass)
Lineage: Eukaryota; Metazoa; Chordata; Actinopteri; Moronidae
Product: NCK-interacting protein with SH3 domain-like
Exons: 13
Coding region: 1-2211 (736 amino acids)
Biological process (GO): endocytosis
Molecular function (GO): protein binding; Arp2/3 complex binding
Source: RefSeq, a predicted model, not a curated record
AUGUACCGGUCUCUGUACGCCUUCCGAUCCGCCGAGCCCAACUCGCUGCACUUCGCGGCCGGAGAGAGCUUCUUAAUCCUGGAGAGGAGCAACAAACACUGGUGGCUGGGGUCCCGCUGCAGCUCGGGGGAAACCGGCUACAUCCCGGCCUCAUACAUCGAGAAAAUACAGGCUCCAGAGCAGGACGAGGUGCUGCAGUCUAUCGACAGAGCGAUCGAAGGAAUCCACAAUGUGGCCUUAAAAAAUGGAGGCAAAUACAAUCUGGAGCAGAGAGAUGUUCUACAGAAGUUGAUCCAUCACAGGAAGGAGACGCUCGCGCGACGAAGUUCCUCGUCCACCGGUCACAAACAAGGCCUCCCGUCCUCCAACAGUGAAAUAUCUCUCAGCCAGACUCCUCCUCCACCCAACGGCCUUAACCGAGACCUCGGACGACAGGGGAGCAUGCCAUUAUCAGGAAGCAUGGACAAUAUGCAGGGAGAACAGGGCUUUUACCAGGUGCCUCCUCAACCUCGACGUGCAGCGCCGAUCACCCCGCCUCCCCCCGAGAAACAGCGAAACAGCCGGCGUCCAGCAGAGCCGGAGGUCCCCUCCAGAGUGUCCUCUCUCCCUCCGUCCCCUGCUCCCUCCCUCUCAAUCAGCACCACCUCUUUGGAGUCUGGCUCCUCCCACUCCCUGGUCUCCUCUGACGUGAGUCUGCCAAGUGUUUCCAGCACCCCCCCUCCUCCUGUGCCAUCCCGUGUGAAGCCCCCCGCACCGCCUCCAGACGUGCUUCCCUCAGACUCCCCUCCUCAUCCAGCUCCUGCAAAGAAGAGCCCGGCUCCACAGCCUCCCCAGCCCACCCCUCCUUCACAGCCCACUGUGGAGGCCCAGCCGGAGAGUGAAUGGCCCGUCGCCCCCCCAUCUGUUGCUGAAAGCACUCCUGGCAGCCCCUCUACCUCUGAGCCGGUUCCCAUGACUAUUGGGGCCGAACUGAUCGAGCUGGUACGGAAGAACACGGGCCUGAGUUACGAGCUGUCGCGGGUCGCCGUCGGCGUGGUGGUGGGCCACCUGCAGACGGCCUUACCUCAGGCCUCCUCCGCUUUGGAGCAAGUGCUCCUCUCGCUGGUGGAGAGCAAGGAUUUUAGUGCAGCGCUGCCGCAGGGUCAGGUGUGUCAUGACGAACAGAGGCUGGAGGUGAUCUUCGGCGACCUCGCCCGCCACCGGGACGACUCUCAGCAGCGAAGCUGGGCGCUUCACGAGGACCACGCUCUUAUCGCCUGCUACCUGGAGGAGCUGCUGAAGAUACUGACUGAUGCCGACCCAGAGGUGUGUAAGAGGAUGUGUAAGGCCAACCACUAUGAGAAUGUGCUCUCUCUGGUUUCAUAUUAUCAGAUGGAGCAUCGUGUGUCUUUGCGGCUGCUGCUGCUCAAAGUGUUCGGGGCGAUGUGCAGCCUGGAUGCUGCUCUCAUCUCCACCUUCCUCAACUCCAUCCUCCCCAUGGAGCUGGCCAGGGACCUACAGACUGACACACAAGAACACCAGAAGAUGUGUUACACAGCUUUGGUACUUACUAUGAUCUUCUCAAUGGGCGAACAGGUGCCAUAUCAUCACUAUGAACACUUGAAUGCUGAAUUUGUGGAGUUUCUGCUGGGUGUGGUGGAGGACGGGCUUCCCUCUGAUCCCACGGAGCAGCUGCCCGACAUCUUCCUGAACCUCGUGCUGGCCUUCAACCUGCAUCACACAGCACCCAGCAGCAAUGUGAUCAUGCAGGAGCUGAAGAAGAAAAAUGUCAAGAUCCUGUCAGAGAAGGUGCUGCUACUUCUGAACCGAGGCGACGACCCUGUGUGCAUGUUCAAACACACCCCGCCUGCACCGCACUCAGUGCUCAAGUUUUUGCAGGAUGUUUUCGCCAGCCAAGAGACCGCAGACAUCUUCUACCGCACUGACAUGAUGGUGACGAUUGACAUCGCCGUACGACAAAUAUCUGACCUUUCACCUGGAGACAAGCUGAGGAUGGAGUACCUCUCCCUCAUGCACUCCAUAAUACGCUCGACGGACUACCUCGAGCACCAGCACCGCUUGUCCGACCUGCAGGGGACGCUGCAGAGGAUUCUCAGGGAGGAGGAAGAUCCGGGAGAGGAUGAAGGGAGCGCCACAGCGAAACAGAUGGAUAAGCUAAUUGUACAGCAGAUCUACAAAGAGUUCCCACAGAUCUGUGAGAACCAGGACUAACCAUAUCAGUAUUGUGCUCACACACUGUAGUCUGCUCCCGUCUACUGCAGGGAGGUACAAUAAAGCCUGAAAGAAAAACUAACAUGUUCAGUGCCAGCCUGUAAUGAGAGAAGCUAAAUCGAUUUUGCCAAUGUUUUCUUGGACUCGUAGUCCAGGGCUGCAGCGUGCACAUGAUGUUGAUUUCAGAAAGAGAAAGAGCUGUUUUUCACAGCUUUUUCUUCUCAAAUGAACUUCAGUUGAAAAAGGAGUGGGAGGUUUUUUUUUUCUUUGGUGUUUUUUCAAGAAGGAGAAAAAUAUGACAUACAAAAAACCUGUGAGGUUUAGUCAUAGAUGGAGAUUAAGAAUAGCCAAACCUUGGAGCUGUUUCACAGUGAAUUCCUAGCAAUAAUUACCUUAAAAAACUCAUACAUUAACUAAUUGUAUGUACUCUUAGUAUUUUCAAUGUAAAGUAACCAACUUAGUCUGACCAAAAUAACUUUAACCAAAUUGAUUUUUAGAACAAAUUCAAAGACUGUUAAUGAAACGGGCAGAUUUGAAGUGACGUUACUGACAACAGUGCCAACAGUGUGAGAAUACUUUUAUGUGCUUCCCUGUUAGUGGGACCAAACUACUGUGUGUUACUGAGAGCAUCAUUUUCAAUAUCGAGUAUAAUACUCUUUAAAAAACUGACUUCCUGUCUCUCUCUCAUUCAUUAUAAUUAGAAUUAAAGUCAAGUUGAACAGGUUUACUCUUCUAGUGAAAAAGCAAGCACACUCUGACUCGUGUUAUCAUUACUAAGCUUUUAGCUGGGUAACCUUUGCUGCUACAUAUUGAGUCUCUCCUGUGGCUCCGUCUGCAGUUUUCUCAGCCUGGUACUUUUGUCUCUUACUGCGUUUCACUUCAACAUGAUCACUAUGUACUUACAUAUGCAAAGCUCCUUAAGCAUUAGAAGUCACUGACUGUUUAAUGUCUGUUGGACUGAAGGGUUUUCGUCCGUAUGCUGCAAACUAACUGUGCUGCAAUAAGGCUUUAUAGCAACUUGUAAUAUGGCUGUAAUAUACUGAGUCUUGGCUGAUGUGAGCUACGGCUUCAUGGAGGGGGAAAUGUGUUCUGUACUUAUUCAUACAUUAUUCAGUGUUGUUGAUUUCCAGUUAUUAUCUGAUGCUCUUACUGAAAAUCAAGACAACUGGAAAUACAGGGCAUUUCUUUUAUCACCUUGUGGUUCUAAUAUGUUGACAGCAACAUGUACCUUUCCUUAUUUUUUCCCCACGGUGCAGUGAUUGAUGUUGUUCUCCCAUCGUACACUUAUCUGACUUAUCUGUUUUGGUCCCUGGCAUGGCUUCCCCAUCUGGAAACAUGUUCCUGAGAAGGUAGACACAAUCCAGAAGUGAUAUCAGUUUUUAGUUAAUGUCCCGAGUGUUCAUUGAUUAUUUGUGUGUCUGUUUACAGCGUGUGUGAGGGAGAUGAAUGUCUCUUCUUUCCAUGAUUAACAUUGUCUGCAGAAGUGCUACGACUGUGUUAUAAUAAAACUAAUAAAGCUAUAUUUUAACAGUGAA